CUUACUUUGGGGUGUUUUUGGCAUCACAGAUGGAAAUGUUUCCUUGAGGAUUCUCAAUAUCGGGCCUUCAGAUGAAGGGCGAUACAAAUGCUUUGUUGAUGAUGAUAUUACUUAUGAAGAAGCUGUAAUAGAACUGAAGGUAGCAGCUUUAGGCUCUAAUCCUAUCAUCUCUGUGGAGGAUUACCAGAGGGGAGGGAGCCGUGUGAGGUGUCGAUCAUCUGAGUGGUACCCAGAGCCCCAGGUGCUGUGGAGAAAUGCCCAGGGGCAUCAUAUAGCAUCGCUUUCUGAAAUCAGAUCCCCAAAGGUGAAUGGCCUGUUUGAAACAGAAAUUUCUGUUGUCAUAAACGAACAUUCAAACCUGAACUUGUCCUGUUGGAUCAGGAACAGCCUCCUCGACCGAGAGAAGGAAUCAGCAAUUCAUAUAUCAGGUCAGUUUCUAUCCAAACCCUCCAGUGAACCGUCUCCGCUGGAAACCAAGUGA
Messenger RNA from Alligator sinensis (Chinese alligator), 481 nucleotides. RefSeq names its product butyrophilin subfamily 1 member A1-like. The transcript is spliced from 2 exons. Lineage: Eukaryota; Metazoa; Chordata; Crocodylia; Alligatoridae. The annotation marks the transcript as partial. The record is from RefSeq and is a predicted model, not a curated record.